AUGCUUAAACAACGAAAUCAUCUCGAAAUCUUUGUGUGUGUUCGUGGUUGUCGUGGUGUUGGUGAUUCUUGUAUUGAUUGUUGUUAUAAUUCUCAAGCUGCUGGUCCUAACAGCUAUUAUCGUUGUAAUACUCAUUCUAAUGGUGCUGGUAAUUGUGGUCAUGGUGCUGCUUGUAUUGCUCCUGAUACUGCUCUUGCUGGUGCUGCUGUUUUUCCUACAGGUACAGCUAAUGGUCUUAAAGAUGUUACCUGUCAUACAAUUUAUAAUAAACAAUGUUCUUCUCAUGCAGGAUUAGUUAUGAAUCAAUUGAUUGAGACAUCACUUCCACUUGAAUUAAUUGAAGUAAGAAAAAUAAAAUCAAUAUGAGCGGAGUUGUAUGCAUACGAAAGAACUUGCGAAUGGAUUGUAUCACUGGUCACAACAUCUUUUGC
Molecule: messenger RNA, 431 nt
Organism: Rotaria sordida
Lineage: Eukaryota; Metazoa; Rotifera; Eurotatoria; Philodinida; Philodinidae
Source: the annotation of a GenBank genome assembly